AUGGCGGACAAAGAAAAAGGUGCACAGAGUGGUGGCCCAGCUGCGGCAGCAGUGUUCGGUGCAGUCGAAUUACUCGAGGCAAUCCUAGCAAAACUCGAGCUGCGGCAGCUCCAUGCCAUUCAACGCGUCAACUCGGCCUUCAAAAACGUCAUCAACGGCUCGCCAACUCUUAGAGCAAUCGCUCAUGACAGACAUGGGUCUCCGGCUGGGUCGCGGUCACCCUAUCGAAUAGCCAGCACACACGUUGACGACAACACUUUCAUUGUCUGCAGUAAGGUCUCGACCUUCCGAUUGAUUGACGCGUGGGACUACAAGCUGAGGGCAGAUGUGUCGAUGCUUGUGUCUGGCCAAAGUGAGCGGAUGCACGGGUUGUGGGAGGGGAUGAUUGUGACGGACUGGGACAAGUCCUUUACCUGUAAAUUCGACCGGCGUCACCGAACGGACAGAUGGAGCAUCAAGGUUGAGCGUGGCGAUACCCUGGGUGAAUUGGUCGAUGCGUUGAUAUUGAGAGUCAGGAAGGAAAUGAAAACGACUUCGUUUCGGGCGCUGGUCAGGGGGUAG
This is a messenger RNA of Recurvomyces mirabilis, 561 nucleotides long. RefSeq lists its product as uncharacterized. Lineage: Eukaryota; Fungi; Ascomycota; Dothideomycetes; Mycosphaerellales; Teratosphaeriaceae. Bases 1 to 561 code for a protein of 186 amino acids. The transcript has 2 exons. The record is from RefSeq and is a predicted model, not a curated record.